CGAAAUUCUUGAAACAGACAUACUCAUACAAAAAGAAAAAGGGUAAAAAAAGUCGACAAUGAUGUCUUUAAGGUUGAUUACUAUAAGUUCGUUACUCCUAUUCGUCAUUGCAAGCACACUAUUCACUGGAUUUCGUUGCAAAGGUGGAAAUAAUGCUGGAUUCAUUGCUGUUUCAGAUGUAGAGGUACGCCCCAAGAGUGUGUACGUUGUUGCUGCAGCAGCAGCAGCAAGAGAAAAGACAAUGAAAGGCCGAAAAUUGGUGGUCGACAGAGCAAUUAAGCUACACCCGAAGGCGAAAAAAAAUGUUAUGCCAACAGGAAAGCAUACAAGUUUUACGAGAAUAGGCCUUUCUAGAAACAAAAAUGUGAAUUUUGUUGCUUUCACUGAAGAUUACCAUCAACCAAGGCAUCACCCACCAAAGAAUAACUAAGCAAUUAUUAGUUUUUACAUAUUUCAUUUUUCGAUUUUGUAAUUUUGACUUUUUUUUAUGAAGCAGGCA
Lactuca virosa is the source of this 499-nucleotide messenger RNA. The record is from the annotation of a GenBank genome assembly. NCBI's taxonomy places the organism in Eukaryota, Viridiplantae, Streptophyta, Magnoliopsida, Asterales, Asteraceae.